Messenger RNA from Pseudomyrmex gracilis, 838 nucleotides. It is a transcript of the gene IscU, whose product is annotated as iron-sulfur cluster assembly enzyme ISCU, mitochondrial. Gene Ontology annotation, molecular function: 2 iron, 2 sulfur cluster binding; ferrous iron binding. Lineage: Eukaryota; Metazoa; Arthropoda; Insecta; Hymenoptera; Formicidae. The coding region runs from base 116 to 595 and encodes 159 amino acids. The transcript has 4 exons. The record is from RefSeq and is a predicted model, not a curated record. Gene Ontology annotation, biological process: intracellular iron ion homeostasis; iron-sulfur cluster assembly. Gene Ontology annotation, cellular component: cytoplasm; mitochondrial matrix.
AGGGAAUCUUGGAGGAGAAUCAUCUGGAGGUAUAAAAACAACUGAAGAUUGCAAACGAAGGACACUGAAGUUGAAGUGAUCUAUGACGAUUUGCGAAGUGCGUACGUAAAAUAAGAUGGCAUUGUUUCGGACAUUACCCGCCGGAAUUGGCGCGACCUCAAAACUUAUCUCAAGAAGCGUCCCGGCCGUAUCUUAUCACGCAAAUGUUUUGGAUCACUACGAAAAUCCCAGAAAUGUUGGCUCACUGGACAAAAGCGAUAAACAAGUUGGCACAGGCUUAGUAGGAGCACCCGCCUGUGGUGAUGUGAUGAAACUUCAGAUUAAAGUUGACGAGAAUGGCAAAAUAGUUGAUGCAAAAUUCAAGACUUUUGGUUGUGGUUCUGCCAUUGCCUCAAGUUCUCUUGCAACCGAAUGGGUGAAGGGAAAGACGGUGGAUGAAGCAUUGACAUUGAAAAAUACCGACAUCGCAAAGGAGCUUUGCCUUCCGCCAGUCAAGCUGCACUGUUCGAUGCUUGCCGAAGACGCGAUUAAGGCUGCUUUGUCGGACUAUCGAAUCAAACAACAGAACAAGAACAAAGCAAGCAGUGAGAAUUAAAGCGGAACUAUGUAAUAGUAAAAAAGUAGGUAAUCAAUAUGGCGUACAAAUAUUAAUUAAGAAAAGUAUAUUGGACUAUUAUAUCGUUACACAUUUAAAUACGUAGCUGUGGGAAUAUAGACAUUCCUCUGGCUAUAUGAUUUUUUUUUUUUUUUUUUUUUUUAAUGUUUAAUAAUGAGAUAGACGCAAAUAUUGUAUCAUAGUAUAUAUUUUACCAAACAAAAUAAAUUAAAUUUCCAAGUA